UUUUGUGCACAAGUUGAAGUUAUUUUUUCGGUAGCUGUUAUAGUGAUUUUACAAACACACUUCUUCACACAAUAGAACUUGAGUUCUAGUUGGAAUAUUGACCUGAUUUAGUUUAUCAACAUUUGAUCAAGAGUUGUAGACUGCGGAUACCAAGAUGCUUGGAAUUUGUCUAGUUAGCUUUGUGUUGAUGCCUCUUCUGUGCCAGGCAGCUCUACCUGCACUGAAGAAACAAUCGAUCGUCGAUAAUGGAGAUCACGUGUUAAUUUGUAACCAACAACCUAUAGAGCUAGGCAUCGUAUUAGAUGCCUCGUCGUCCAUCAACGACCAAGAUUUUGGGGCUGCCAAAAGUUUUCUGCAAGACUUUGUCAAACAGUACAACGUAGACGGCGGCUAUGUGCGGGUAUCUCUUAUCGUGUACGGCAAUGGGGUCUACACACAGGAUGCGUUUAACUUGGGAACAUACAAACGACUUGAUGACAUAGUGGCGGCCAUUGGGGCAAUUAGGCACCGCUACGGUGGACGAACGGACACAGGGAAGGGCAUCAAAUACAUGUACCAGAGUCAACUAGCCAAUCACCUGACCAGACCCAACGUGCCAAAAGUCUGCGUCGUCUUGACGGACGGAAACUCCCAGGAUGAAGAUAUUACCAAGCAAGAAGCCGAGAUCGCAAGAAACCAAAACAUCACUAUGUACGCCAUUGGUGUGGGCCCAACCGUCAAAGAAAGAGAGCUGCUCAACAUCGCAGGGGACAAGUCACGUGUCUCCCGUGUAGACAAAUAUGCGGAGCUGAGCCAGAUCAAACAAGAGCUGGCCUACAAGACGUGUGAGAAGGUAGAGAAACCUACAACCACACCACCGCCACAAGACGAAGGGUGUGGUGUCAUCAACCCGUCAGAUAUUUACUUUGUCUUCAGCCCGGCGUCACUGGGUCUCGAUCUCACAUCGUGGACCACCUCCUUUAUAUCGACCACAAUCAACGCUGAAGAUUUGAAAGAGGGCUUCAGAUUUGGUGUGAUCUCUGGCUCCUGUCCCGAUGACGCAGGUUUUGACCUUGACGACUACAACAACGUUGCUGAUAUCAGGAAGCGACUGGAUGCCUACGACCGCACGCGUAUCCCAGCUCUGCUACAGCGUCUAAAGACUGACGCCUAUACACCAUCAAGGGGAGGGAGGGAGACGGCGUCUAAGGUGGCCGUCAUCACACUCACUAGCGGCGACUUGAAAGAUAAAAAAACCGAAAAGCGUAUCCAGGAGCUCAAGGCACAAGGGAUCAAGCUUUUCGUCACCGACCCCACAAACAGUGGUAUCAAGAUAGAUGGAGUGACCACACUAACGGGAUCAUCCGCCUCAAUGCAGGCAAACGAUUUCAUAGGCCAACUCUGCAGCAAGUAAGCCCAGAUCAAGACGAUUGCCAACCAAAAAACAAGGGCCGAAGAUGAGACUAGGAUCAUUUACAUUAGAGUUUUUAUGCAUGGUUGUUACAAUUUUUUUUUCGUUUUAAAUUUUAUUCUCUUUAUGUUUGUAUCUGUGUAGUGCUCAUUUAAGAAGAUGUAUUAUAUUGUACUAAAGAAAUGUUAUGGGAGUUGAACUAAUGUUAGUCUAAACAGUUUGUACACACAAAAAAGGACGGUGUGGUCGGGGGUUAGAGCAUCAGUAGUCAACUAAUAUGGAAGUCUCGAGUUUGCACUUUGAUUCAAGUUUUUAAAAAAGAAAACAACAGUGAUCACAAUCUUGAAUUGCUUGUUGUUCUAAUGAGAGUUAAAACUUUACUCGCAAAGGCAUAAAAGAACGUAAAUUGUUUACGAAAAAGGCAUUAUUGAUCUAUACUGUUAAUCAUAUUUUCGCGACACUUAAAGUUUUAUUUUCAUCCCAAAUUAUUUAUUAUUUCAGCUUGUUUUCAAAUUAUUUUAAAAAUAUUUUUACAUAUUAAAUAAAGUAUUAUUUUUAGCACUAA
Messenger RNA from Physella acuta, 1955 nucleotides. RefSeq names its product cuticlin-6-like. The record is from RefSeq and is a predicted model, not a curated record. Lineage: Eukaryota; Metazoa; Mollusca; Gastropoda; Physidae.